Messenger RNA from Notodromas monacha, 1200 nucleotides. NCBI's taxonomy places the organism in Eukaryota, Metazoa, Arthropoda, Ostracoda, Podocopida, Cyprididae. The record is from the annotation of a GenBank genome assembly.
CGUCGUUGCAGGAAUUAUUACCGUAAUCCGGAGUUCGUGAGUCCGAGUAAAUUAAGUCGUUGAACUUUUGUCGCUAUUCCUGUUACAAGAUUAGCAUGUUUCGCAACUGAACUAAUUUUUCACCGCUAUAAGAAGUGAAGCAUGGGGCCUUUUCGGGACGAGUUUCCGCGGAUCCAGUUGUCGCAAGGCGGCGGGUAUAAUUCUCUUCGCUUCUACUCCUUGGAGAAAAUUGAGAAUCCGUUUUUAGUGUUCAUUGUUGGCCUCGUUGGACUCGGUGUGAAUCUGAUUGGGCUUGUGCUUUUCGCCGGACAUGGGCACCAUCAUCAUGGUCAUUCUCAUGCCCAUAGUCAUCGCACUAAAGACUCUAUACCGACUCCAGAACUAGUGGAAGGUCUUCCUAUGCGCGGUGCUAAUGCUUAUGUUCUGAAGGAUGGUACUGAGGUUCUCGCGGAUUUGUCAGAAGAUCAGUGUGAGCAGGAAUAUUGCGAAGAAGAAAUGCGGAGCAAGAACGGCAGCUACCACGCACAGAAGGCGGCUGUUCAAAAGGCGACCCCGGAGAAUCCCGUAAUUGUGUCCGUCAACGGAAUGGGACCAGCGUCCAAAGCAAAGGAGAAGGAUCGUCAUAAAAAAGCUAGCAACAUGAACAUGCAAGGAGUUUUCUUGCACAUUCUCGGUGAUGCCUUGGGCUCAGUGAUCGUAGUCAUUUCAGCUGCAGUUGUGCAGUGGACCAGUUGGCAGUACAAACACUACCUUGACCCAGUUCUCUCUAUUGUCAUGUCGCUGAUUAUCAUCCGAUCUACGUGGCCUUUGUUGAUUGAAAGUGCCAUGGUGUUGCUGCAAACCGUGCCGACGCAUAUUGACGUGCAGGAGAUUGAGAAGAAGUUGUUGGCCAUUGAAGGGGUGCAGGGUGUGCACGAGUUCCACGUGUGGCGUUUGACUGGCGACAGGAUCAUAGCCUCGGCGCAUAUCACAUUCCACAGCAUGGCUGAUUACAUGCGAAUUGCUGGUCGUGUGAAACGAGUCUUUCACGACGAAGGCAUUCAUUCCACUACGAUACAACCUGAAGCUCUGGACAUCCAGAACAAUGGGAACACAUUAGUCCAGAAUGCGGACAAGUUGUGCACCGUCAAUUGUCCUUCCGAGAACGAUUGUGCAACGAAUACCUGCUGUCCUCCUCCGAAAAUUGCUGAUGAUCGAUGA